CGCGUAAACUACAUUUUUCAAGCAUUUAAAGCCAAAUAAAAUGCUAUCCGUUGGUUCCCAAUCUCUGCUAUCGUCGGUCUUGUUGUAAUUUAUUAAUAGUUUAUGGUGAAUUAUCUGAUACCUGCAUCACCUGAGCACUGGACACACAGCGCGCGUCACGCGUUAGGGCGGAGCUUACGAGACCUCCCAUUCAGUUACACACUCGAGAGAAAUACAUACGCACGGUACCGGACACAAAGCCAAAUAUCAGACCGGAUAGAGUGAACAAAAGGCCAUUUUUCGUCCCAGUUUGGACCUGGACGUAAUCAAACAGUGCCGAGAAUGUCUUUAGGUGACCAGCAGUGGUAUCCCACCAGUGUACAGGUAACGGUACUUCAAGCGCGAAACCUGCGGAUUAAGGGCAAAAAUGGCACAAACGACGCGUAUGCCAUUAUGCAGGUGGGUAAGGACAAGUUUUCCACCUCUGUGGCGGAGAAAUGCGUCGCGCCCGCUUGGAAAGAGGAAGCGACGUUUGAUCUGCCGCUGGUCCAGCAGGGGCACGAGGACCGAUGCAUGCUGUACAUCAUCGCCAUGCACCGAGCCCUAGUGGGGCUGGACAAGUUUUUGGGACAGGCUGUCAUCAACUUAGUGGACCUCCACGCCAACAAAUUGCGCAAAAAGACAGACUGGUACAAGCUGGUUGAUAGAAAUGGUAAACAAGAUAAGGACCGAGGUGAAGUUUUCUUGGAUAUCCAGUACAUGCGGAAUAACCUGACAGCAAGCAUGUUUGACCUCUCCAUGGCAGAUAAGCCUCGGUCCGGCAUCUCCAAGCUCAAAGAUAAGAUCCGUGGGAAAAAGAAAGAUAGUUUCUCGGAUUCAGCUUCUGAGAUCGUGUCCGUUGCGGGAACAGACAGUGAGGGGGAAGGCGAGGACGGUACGGAUUCUCCUAAGAAGAAAUCAAAAAUAAAAUCUUUGUUUGGACCAAAAACAAACCUCCACAAGAAUGUGUCCAAGUCCAUGUUGACCUUGGGCACCCUGCCCGAGAAGAACAGUCCGCUAAGCAUUAGCAGAUCGUCAGGCCUUAAUGUGGAGUCCCCUGAUGUGAAAAAGAAGUUCAAAUUUCUGGGCCACAAACGCAAUGGCAGCACAGACAGCAAAGUAUCUCGUGGCCCUUUUUCUCUUCUGAGCCGCUCUAAACAGAACGUGUCGGAGCAGAAUAACCUCUGUAUAAACGGCAGCCACGUUUAUGCGGAAGAUCAAGACCCAAAACCUGGUUUUGGCUCUACGCUCAGUCUAAACAGCUCUGGAAAUGGGUCAGUAGAGGACGUUCGAAAACACCAUCAACGAAAUAUUUCAGACGUCUCCGCUGAUUCGUUAAAAGCUCUGAGCAUCCCCUCAUACAAGCCUGACGUCAAUGACAAAGAUCCACUUGUCCAACAGCGCCCUCUAGAGGACAGGAGCCUCGGCUCACACGAGAAUGAGGAGAAAGCUAAGAAACAAGAAGCAAGAAGCCUGCAAGAGAUGCUGGACCGACAGGAAGAGCAAGAGAAGAGGAGACGGCAAGAACAGGAGGAAGAGAGGAAACGCAGACUAGAAGAGCAGGACAAGAAACGGAAGGAAGAGGAAGAGCUGCAGAGGAAGCGGCGCGACGAGGAGAUGCAGCGAGUUGAGGAGCAGCGGCACCAGGAAGAGAACAGAGUUACUGAAAGGCUCUCCUCUCUCUUUGGCAUUGGAAAGAAGAAGGAGGAGAAGAAAGAGGAAGCAAGCCCUCCAGAACCCAAACGUCUGGAAGCGCCGUCCUCCUUAAACCGGUUUGAAGAUAUUUCCCUAACCCAAGAUAAUCCAGCCUCUUUAGCAGAAGAGAGAUCCGUGGACCCCCGGAUGGGUGGCCGGACCGUCCUCUCUCCAGCGCCACCCACUACUGCCAUCUCCAAUCGCACGGCCGCAGUCAAGCCAAGUGCUCCUUCCUCUGGUAUGUUUUCUGACCUUCAUUCUUCUCUGGCACCACCUAAACCUCCAAGAACGUUCAGUGAAUCCCCUAGAAGCAGCAUGGAAGAAGUUGACUCUUUCAAAAAGCGGCGGGCCCCCCAACCCCCUGGUUAUUCCAUGGGCUCAUCCAUGACUGAAAACUACAAUAUGGAUAACGGGGCACAAGUGCAUAACUCCAGUCAGAGGCCUUCUUUUCCACUUCCAGACUAUGAAAUGCUCUACCCCAAGAAAAGACAUGGGGUGAUGGCUCAAAUGCGUUGGGAUCACGUUAUUGCAGAGGUCAGCCAGAGAAACUGGGAUCUCUCAGAAGAGAUGAACGUAGAUGGACCUGAGCAGCAGUCUGUGUCAUAUAAAUCUGUGGCCUUAAAGGACAGAAACUCUGUGAGUCUCAACCAGCACCAAAAGAACCAUGAGGCAUCUCAUCCGGCCGACUUGAUGCACAAGGAACCACUCAUCCCGCCCAAACCAGCUUCUGCUCCAUCAAAACCACUGGUUGAGGGUAAUGUACAGUAUAGACGACAUUUACCUCAGGAGACAGAAAGGGGAGCUUUCCAAGCAAGAGAGAAGCCAACACCAGCUGCUAGAACCGUCAAUUCAAAGGCUGAUAGGGAUUCAGUCGCUGAAGAUGUUGCUAAAGACAUGCCUUCAGUCAAACCCAGACAACGUUCAGUAAUCAAGGACCCAGUCGGACAAGUCCAACCAGACAAGCAGGUUACAAGUCAACCUGUGGCAUUAGAAAGAAUCCCAGCUGAGAAUGGUGCCAUAUUACGUGCACCCACAAAAAAUGGAGCUGUCCAGAGGGAAAGUUUCCAUUUGGAGGCGUUAGAUGAAGCAGACCACUCCAAGAUACGUUUGGAAAAACUUGCCAAUAAUCCCAAGAAAGACCUAUUUGGGAUUGACCCAUUGCCAAGUGAUAACCUAACAUCUAAAGACCCUUGGGCUUUACCACAGCAGAACAAAACUAAAGAUGAACCCUUAACUAGUGGCCUAGAUAAAAAAAGGAAUCUUGAAGAUCAGACGGUUGUCCAUGCUAAUCAUAAGGAUGCCAUAUUCGCAAGCAAAAAGACAACUGAUCCAUUCACAAAGACUUCUGAGAACAGAACAGCAGCAAAAAUAGAAAACAAGAACCAAUCACCCAGCUUCACUGAGCAAGCCAGAGCCACGUUCCAAAAGAAUUUUUCACUCCGAAAAAAGAAUUCUCGCCAAUACCCAACUACCACAAAAGCCAUAUCGGAGAAAAGUGGCCUGGAUAGAUCGGUUUCUCAGUCAUCACAAGAUGCUGACGAUGUUGAACUGACUGUAACUAGUGUUGGGAUGCCCGACAGAACAGAAUCCACGCUAGAAGCGUCGGACCUAUCUUUGGGUGGCGUGUCUGGGGGAAAGACCACGGUUCGUUCUUGGGUCUCGCCUUCAGAUGCGCAGCCGGUUACGUUGCAGAAUGGUAGUGGAAGUGCAGUUUCAAAUUCAAGGAGGCCUCAUCCGGUAAAACCCAUGAGCACCACAGAGAGCCAGCCCACCAGUGCUCUCAGCGUGGGGAAGGAUAUGAAGACCCUCACCAUCAGGGAAAUGGCUGAGAAGUCAAAGAACACAGAAAGCACGCCGUACACUCAACUCACUCAGGAGGAGCUGAUCACACUGGUGGUGAAGCAGCAGGACGAGCUCUCCAAGAAAGAAGCCAGGAUCCAAGAGAUGGAGGAUUACAUUGAUAACCUUCUGGUCCGCGUCAUGGAGGAGAAACCGACCAUUCUGCUUUCACUUCAAUCCAAAUGUUAGGAUUCUAGCAUCCGACUCCACUGAGACACUUUACCAUGUGCGAUUCGGCUGAUGUAGCCAGAACUAUACUGGAUUUCAGUCAGAACGCGACUCGCAUCUCUUCUGCUUUAUAUUUUAGUAUUCGUUGCAUGCAGGCAUAUGCACAUCCUAACCCGAGCACCAGAAUCAGAUCUAACAGUAAACGGCAGGCUGCAGGGGUCUCAAGGGUCUGCUUUUUACAGCUGAAUAAUGGGGUGUUGUUGUUCUUCUUUUUGGAUAAAAGCUGGGUUCAACAACAAAAAAACAGCCAUUUAUUGAUCUAAUUCUAUGCACAGUUAGCUUUUCCUUUAGGCAAAGAGAGGGCUUCAUAAAGCAUGAUUUAUUUGUACAGUGUCUUCAGUUUGAAAACCUUGUGCCUGAUGUGAUUUUUUUGUUAAGAUCAUACUGCUGCCUUGCAUUAGGGCUGAUGCAGCCUCAAAUCUUUUGGGACUUGAGGUGGAAUCAAUCAUACUGUUGCUGGGAAUGUGCUGAACGUUUUGACUGUAAACACUUUUUACUUGAAAAGGGUGAUUUAUUUAUGAAGGAUUUUGUUUUUAGUGAUUAUGGAAAAUAUUCGGAACUACUUCUGUUGAAAUGUCUUAAAGCAGAAUUAUAUUGUUUCAACACUAGAUGUACAUACAGUAGAUAGUUUUGGUUGCCCUGGUCAAUGCUGGCUAUAUUUGUAUUUUUGCUCAUUUCAGAAGUCAAAAGUGAAUUCACAGCUGAACAGGCAGUCGCUGUUAAAUCAGUCAUGUUCACAGAAUAUUGUUUUGUUUGAUUUUCGAAACGGUUAAUGCUACGUGUCAGUUUUUAUAUCAUAGCUAUAUUGACCAGGGAUUACUGUGCGUUCUCUAAAGACAGUCUUGAAAAGAUUAUUGCUAUUUAGCACACUAUAUGGUGUGGGUGGAUUUGUGUACAUACGGUAACAUACAUCAGUUCUUUAAUGCACAAGCAAUAACUGUGUGGUUUCCUGAAUUGCUGGUAAUUUGGUACUUAAUUGUGGCCUAUUCAUGGCAGUAGUUGUAGAAAGCUUCUAUGUUGGGGAUCCAAAGAUGUGCAGUCUUCCACUAUGCUGCAGUACCAAAACAAACCCCUCAUUUAUUAUUCAUUUUAAUUUGAGUGUUUUUAAUGUGAUUUCUAACUGGCCUCCUGUAUAACUAUGGGAAAUAUUCCCAUUAAAAACAUGUUAUUUGGUUGUCUGUCACUGAUUGUCUUUGUUUUGGUCCUAAAGCUGUAUUUGCUGUGUUGCAAUAUAUUCAUUUAUUUUAAGUCAUCAUGAGACUUUAUAAUCGGAAGCUUCCAGUGUGACUCAUUCAUGGCUUUUCAGUCAUUUUGAAUGAGUUCACCAAACUCUUUAGCAUGUUGACUGUUAACAGACUCUUAAGGUCUGAAUUUAAAUUAAAAGCCUUAAAAUAAUUAAAGAUGCGAAUAAGUACAUGAGAACAAGAUAGCAUAUGUUUUGUAAACCUGUGCCUUGUUUUUAUUAUUUAAUAUUUUUUUAAGCCUUUAAUGUUGAGGACAUGCAAAUCUCCUGUUUCUUUUUUCUGAAAUGACAACAUAAAAGUAAUUUGAUUAUGCCUCACUUACAUGAAUAAAUCUAAAUAUAUAAACCCUUGUUUGUGUUGUACAUUGUGCUGGUCACACUUGAAUGUUUUGUACUGUAAUUUAUUCAUUUAACAGAUUAACAGUGCAUAAAAUGGAAGUAUACAUGAAAAAAAUCAUGAUUUUUCUAACUAUUUAGUGGGCCAAACAGAGCCAGAAGUGUUUUGUUUUUAGUGUUUCACAUGUAAUUCAUAGUUUAAAAUAUUGUUUUA
Molecule: messenger RNA, 5573 nt
Organism: Triplophysa rosa
Lineage: Eukaryota; Metazoa; Chordata; Actinopteri; Cypriniformes; Nemacheilidae
Gene: rab11fip1a
Product: RAB11 family interacting protein 1 (class I) a
Exons: 6
Coding region: 322-3741 (1139 amino acids)
Biological process (GO): regulated exocytosis
Cellular component (GO): intracellular membrane-bounded organelle
Molecular function (GO): small GTPase binding
Source: RefSeq, a predicted model, not a curated record